This is a messenger RNA of Cimex lectularius (bed bug), 1740 nucleotides long. RefSeq names its product MDS1 and EVI1 complex locus protein EVI1-like. The record is from RefSeq and is a predicted model, not a curated record. NCBI's taxonomy places the organism in Eukaryota, Metazoa, Arthropoda, Insecta, Hemiptera, Cimicidae. Gene Ontology annotation, biological process: regulation of transcription by RNA polymerase II. The coding region runs from base 123 to 1169 and encodes 348 amino acids. The transcript is spliced from 2 exons. Gene Ontology annotation, cellular component: nucleus.
UUUUCACUAGUAAAGGGACGAGCACGAGAGACAACGCACAGACACAACCAAUGAAGGCGAUAUGUAGGCGAAAUGAAACAUCGAAGAUAUAUCAGGAUCAAGACCUAUCAAUCUGCUGAAGAAUGGGAGGGAUGAGUGUGGUGGACUCGUGGUACUGCUCCUACCAGCGAGUGUCACCCCUCCAGUUCACGGGAGACAGGAUGCGGGAGAAAGACUCAUCACCGAGGAAGAUGGUGGUACCAGCGAGUGGUCAGAGUUCGCCGAAGCAGGCGGCCGUUUAUCCCCUGUGCGGAGGAACGCCGGAGGAGCACGCAGAAGAGAUGCCGUUCGACUUGUCGCGGAACACCCGGGGGCCGCACAUGUCGCCUGCCGGACGGCCCCAGAACGAACGGGAUGAAGAACAACCCUUGGACCUCAGGGUGGACCACAAAAAGAGCGGCGGUGUCGUCAGGAGAGACAUGGAAGACGAAAACAGGAACCUGAUAAUAGCCUCGCCGGAACGGGAAAAGGACAGCCCCAGCCCGACCUACCCUGUGAUCUUCCCUCAUCAACCCAUUCACCCCAUGAUGUUAGAGGCCAUGUACAGAGAGUACUCGCCGCCGGCUUAUCCCCCGCGGCCGUACCCCUUCCUCUUGAACCCCAGACCGCAAGCGUUACCCCCGGCGAAAUCCUUCCCAGAGACUUCGCCUUCCAAAGGGAAAGACAGAUACGCCUGCAAGUAUUGUGGAAAGGUUUUCCCUAGAUCGGCGAACCUGACUCGUCAUCUGAGGACACACACAGGAGAGCAGCCCUAUAAGUGCAAAUACUGCGAGCGGUCGUUUAGCAUAUCGUCGAAUCUUCAGCGCCACGUGCGGAAUAUCCACAACAAAGAGAAGCCUUUCAAAUGCCCGCUAUGCGAUAGGUGCUUCGGCCAGCAGACCAACUUGGACCGGCACUUGAAGAAGCACGAAGCAGACGGGCCGACGAUCCUCGACGACCGGGCGGACCGCGGCCUCUUGUCUCUGAGACAGCCUCAAGGAGAAGAAUCCUACUUCGAAGAAAUCAGGUCUUUCAUGGGGAAAGUGACGGCCGAAAGGCUGCAGGGCAGACCGCCCCUUUAUCUGGAAGAGGACAAGAGCAGUUCUAGCUCCACGUGUCCUAGCCCCCGUGGGACGGAGGAGCCCACGUGAAAAAAAGCCUCCUUCUUAUUCCCCUAGUCAGAUGAGAGCCAAGCAAAGUUACCUUUCUCCUUGAACAACCUCACUGCCAGUGGUACACCGCCACGUUCCUAACAAACUGCCAACCAUCCCAAAAACUAGUUUAGUGAUCUUCGUGGUGUAUUAUAUUGCUCAGACAGAAGACAAGUGAUUGUGUUACCAGAACAUAUCAAGUGCUAAGUGCUUUUUGAUCGCAUUGCACUAGUCACAAAACGGACAAAACAAUGAUCUUUUACCAAUUUAUUGUACAUAUUUGAAAGUAUAAUUAUAAGAGAUGAACUGCUUAUUUCUUAUAUCGCCUUUUAACUUUGUCCUUGUACAAAGCUUAAUAUUUUAUUUUUGUGUUUCGCUAUUUAAAAAACAAGUUUAGCUUAGGAUCAUAGUUAAUAUAUACUUAUUUUAUCGGACGGAUCACGUCCCCGAAAAGUAGUUUAUAAAAAUUGUGUAUUUUUUUGAAGUUUAUCAAUAUUUUCAUAGUUUAUUACUUGUUGUCUAUUGUAACUUUUCCAAGUUAUAUGUUUCUUUUUGUAUACAGUUAAAAAUA